Messenger RNA from Schistosoma haematobium, 5428 nucleotides. RefSeq lists its product as uncharacterized. The record is from RefSeq and is a predicted model, not a curated record. Bases 4418 to 4954 code for a protein of 178 amino acids. Lineage: Eukaryota; Metazoa; Platyhelminthes; Trematoda; Strigeidida; Schistosomatidae. The transcript is spliced from 6 exons. Gene Ontology annotation, cellular component: cytoplasm. Gene Ontology annotation, molecular function: protein binding.
GCAUCUCAGGGCUCUUGAGCACCUAUUUAUGUCUGACUUAAAACCCGUGUUAUGGUAUCAGGUGACUUUGUAGAAUAAUAGACUGCCAUGAUAUUAGUAGUGCUCUAAUAAUAGACCCUAAAAUUGUAGGUUUGUCAUGAUAUAACUGCUUAAUUUAUAAGAUCUUACAUGGAAGUCACAUCUACGUCUACACCAUCUGACUGCAUCGUGACAAUCACCUAUACAUGAUGGAGAACAGGAUUAGGCUAGAGAUAGAACAAUGUAUUGAAUAUGAAUAAAAGACAUGUGGUAUCAUUCAACAGAGACCACGCCCGCAAGGCCAAGCCAUGCCAUCCGAUCAAUUCGAAUUAAUUCAAUUCAUUGUUCCCGCCUUCUCCAUCGUUAGGUUUUCUCCGCGUUCAAUGUUGAAUAUCUAUUUCCCCGAUUGCCCCGUGUUCAGCUUUGAGGAUUGUGUAGUUAAGGCCCAAUGCCAAUACAAUUUAAAAGCGCUUCAGCAGAUACCUCAUUUAACAAUGGAUGCACGGCAUUAACCCUUGCAACUUGUCUUUUUAUUAGCAAGCGCAGUUGUCGAAUUUCGGUGAAAAUUAAUAUUAACUCACUGGUGUCCGAGUCUCAUAUAUUUCUAGUACAACUGUGAAUCAGGAGGCAAUUUAUUCAUUCUGAGUCGUAUUUUGACCUUGUUAAUUAUUCAUUUAUCAACCUUGACUGCUGUCAUAUGAACGUACGUGUGUGUACACUUCUAGUCCUAUUUAUCACAUGUCUGUAACUUACUUUUGUAUGACUAUAAAUAUUGAUUAACGCUUGGUGAAAUGAGGUUGGCACACAUGCCUUCUCCACUGCGCGAUAUUUCGCUUUGCUCUCUUCUCUUUGCUCCUCCGAUAUUUUGUCUGGAUCAAAGAUUGGAUGGAAUAUCCGAAUUUGAAAUUCAUUCUCGCAUUUGACUAGUUUAAUUCCGUUAUUGACUAAUACGAUUGAAGUCGAUAAUUAUAUACGAAGAUUGACGGUAUAUAUAUCACGAUAGCAAUCAGAAGUAUUCUCGCGAUCACCAUUUCUGACCACAAAUUGUCAAACUUUAAACGUAAAUCUCAUUUAUCUAUUUUCGGCUUAAAGGAUAGUGUAUAUGAGAACCAUUACCUCUACAAACUCACGGUAUAGUCUUAUUAGUUGUCCAAUCCGUUGUAUAAGCAAGCGGUUUUCCUGGCCUGUCGUCAUUACUGAUUUUAUUGUGGGCCAGAAUUAUUAUAAUAUUGGGGGGAUAGUGUAGCGCCUGGGAAAAGUCAGGAUGAUUGAGCUGUUCCUCAUUGGCUACAGUGCCUUCGAUCACCUUUUGAUGAACAUGAAAAUGACAGGUAUUUAGAGUUUUGACAACACUUUAACCAGUAACGCCUCCUACUAUAAAAUCGUACCUAUUAAGGGAAAUCAAAAAGCAGAAGCGAGGAGGUUCGAAGAUAUAUUUGAAAGGCUAUCAAUAUAUCGUGAAUUGACUGAACUAAUCUGGCUAGCAAUUGCAGGGGAUGUUGAGCACAGCGUUCCUUCUCGUGAUCUGGUGCGGAUGCAUGACUGAGCACCUUCAGCUAGAUGAGUCCAUUAAAACUAAUGUGGUCAACAUCCAAUGUCGAAUACUUACACAGCUAUUCACUCUUGGAAUUUAUUUACCACUACAGUUACUUGGCAUGAAGAUGUGGCCAAAUUCGCUGUGAAUAACACUUUGUCAUGAGUUGUCCAACGUACAUUGAUACAAGAGUUAUCAUCAGUCAUAUAAUAUAUGCUAGAUGACCUUGACCUAUCUACGACUGUUAAUUCUACGAUUCUGGACAUAGUAUUUUUUUGGUCGUGAUUCUUGUGAGUGUGUGCACAGCAAAGAAGCCGUUAUCUACAGAAGACCUUGAGCUGUAAAAAUUUUAAGGAUGUCAUAGAUAGAUAACGUUUAAGAACGCAGAUGUACGUAAUAUCUUGAUAGUCUUGGGCCCCAAAGCUAGCGAACGUAGAAAUCAGAAUGAGCUAGAGUGUAUCCAGUUGAUCGAAUGAAUCGCAGAGUCUUACGGAACGAUUUAUUUUGCGGAUAUUUGCGGAGCAUGGUUUUAAGAUAUCAUGAGCAUUCGGGGUAUGACACCGUAUUAUGCCAACCCAAUCGACUCAGAGGUUAGAAGCGAAGAGGUUCGAAGACAAAUUUGAUAUAGUAUCGAGAAGUGAUCAAUCUAAGCGGUGUAGCAGUUAUAGGAGAUGUGAAGUAGGGCGUACCCACUCAUGAUCUGAUAUGGAUGCAUGAACGGGAGCCUUCAGCCAGGUGGCCUCAGUAAAACUAAUGCAGUCAACACCAAGUGUCGAAGACCUACAGAGCUACUGAUUUUGAGUAUUUAUUUACCACCACACGAUAAAGAAUGUCAAAUAAACUGAAUCAGAAUAAUAAUGUUAUGUGAGGAGUGAGUACAUAAUCUGAGUCUAUUCUACUUACGUUUAAAAAAAUAGCCUUCCAACCGAACAACAGAAACCAUUGAGCCUUAAUUUUCUUCUUUUCGACGAACUGAGGAUUUAUUAGAGGAUUUCUAAACGUAUCAUAAGCCCAGAACAAAUGAAUUGUCAGCUGAUAAACAAAUUUUCGAUCAGACCAUCGGAGAACAUAAACUAAUCCCCGUUUCAUAGACGCUGAAUCGAUUGAGUGAUCUUCAUUGCUAGAACUUACACAAGACUUGCAGAUUAAAGUCUUUUCUGAACUAACAACCUUUACAAUGAAGUAUUUUCAAAAGAAUAACUCAAGACAAGAUAGAAUUAGCCUCCAAAUCAUCAAAAAUUUUAAAGAAAACACAUUUUCAUAACUUAAACUGUUACUGGUAGUCAAAGUUGGUUUGUUUAUAUUGCUCAAUAAACAUUGAUAGAUUUAAGUCUAUCUCUCAAAAGUGUAACGUGUUCUUGUAGGAAUGAAGAAAUAUUUGGAUGCUACCAGUACAAAGCUCAGUAGGGCUUUGCAGAAAACAAAUGAAGUCAUAGGAAGAGCUGAAACGACAGAAUUCGAUGAGGAUUUUGUCUCACUAUUAAAGCAAGCAGAAUCCACACAUGAAGCAUCUAAGCACAUUAUGGGGGCCAUUGAGCAGUGGAUCAACCCAUGUGUCUGUAAAUUGCAUUUUAUCGACAACCUAAUGACUCUUUAUUCAUAGUAAAAAAGUUCGAUGAUAUCGGUCAGUUCACUUUAAAACCUCAUUUUAUCCUUAAGAAAUAACUUUUCAGUUAACUUAAGAUAAGUGUAUGCUGUUCGUCUUUUUUGUGUGGUGUUUUGUUCCAUAUUCUACUAUCAUGUUUAUCGUCCGCCUUGAUCUCUGAGAGCUCAACAUGUCACUUAUUCUGAGAAAAAGUGGUUUCAGUACACAAGCACUUAAGGACAAUUUUGACUUCACUAGAAUGUUAAGAUUUUGAUUCCUUGAUGAGUUGUAUGCACACAGACCUCAACCUGUCACGUUUAGAAUUGAGUUCGUUUGGCAUAAGUGGAAACUCUUAGUCAUGGUUCAUUCACUACUGAAAAAGAUGUUACCAUCGCAACCGUUUACUGACUGUCAUGUUUUGACGUGUUUACAUAGAUAUUUGUGUAGCAAAAUGAUAUUCACUUUACGAUGUAGCCUAAAAUCAACAUAAAUUGUUGGAUCUGUGAAAUACCUACUAAAGACCACACGGAAAGAUAAAUCCGGAAAUGAAAUUUUUCUGUCACUUUCAUUCCAUAAAAAUAAAAGUUGGAUUAUGCUAUAUUGAGUUUUAAAAGUUUAUUAUGAUACAGUCUGUCUCGAAAUCCUCUCAACAGUCUUCAAAAUGUACAACUAUCUUCCUAAUUUUGUAUUUUGUUAAAAUUGUUGGAAAAUACAUUUACCUAAACAGUGUGUUAAAAUGAAAUUCAUGAAUACAAACAUGGUUUGUGGUAGUUCAUCGUUUGGCCUCAAGAUGCAUGAAGAACAUAUUAACAAAUAUGAGUCUGAUGGCUGAGUUGAUAUUUUCUCUCUGAUAGAAGAUAUACAGUUAAAUGUAGACAUCCAUAAUUUGACCUCAUGUUAUAAUCCAAACCUACAGAGACGUAACCUUUAAAGUUAGACAAAGUUACGAUCUUCAAAAAACUGAAUACAACAUUUAUCUAUCAUAUUACACUUCCCCCUGAAAAUGCUCAACAGUGAAAGUGUUGGUGUUCCACUACUGACAAGUAAUAAAGCACUAUGUUAGCUGAUAGCAUAUGUACUAAUAUUCGAUUUCUGCUCCGGAGUUCUAACCAAUCCUCUAAUUAGUAGUAUUAAUGACUUUUAUACCACUAACGUAGGAAUCGUCUAGUAUGUGAAUCCACAUGCCUGAACACUGCAAUAUUUAUCAUAUUUCGUCAAAAUUUAAAUGAAAUCAUUGAAUUUAUACUUCGUUAAUUCAUUUAGCUUGCAAAGUAGAAAGUAUGGUCACAGAUAAUAAAAGUUAUUGGCUAAAGGUUCCUGCAAAGUUACCUGCCGAACAUCUUGGAGAUACACUACUCAACGCAGCCGUUGGUGUCGGAGCUGGUACUGCAUAUGGUGCAGCAUUGUCACAAUGUGGCGAGUACAGUCGUCAAAUAGCUGCAGCUGAAAGUCAAAGGAAUGCGAUACUAGAAAAGAAAACAUUAUGUGUAUUACAUCAUUUUUUGGCACUUGAAUGGCCUGAAAUACAAAAAGAACUUAGUCAUUUGGAGUCGUAUCGUUUGGAUUAUGAUAAAUUAAGAAGUAAAGUGAAGCAUAAUGAACAUCCAGAUCCUGAAACUUUGACAAAAAUGGAAGACGCUAAAACCGUUCUUUAUAAACAACUAGAAAAAACUAGAGCUAAACUACAGCAGGUCAAGUCGGUAAAUGACUCUAAUAUGAUUGCACUAAAAGAAUUAGUAGCAGCUCAACGAACUUAUUUCAGUGAAUGCAGACAAAGGACUGAAGAAUUGUCUGCUCAAAUGGAGCGAUUGAAGUAAACAUGUGUUUUUCGGGAAGAAAAGAGAUUAGAAUAAAAUAAAAACAAAACGCCAAUCUUGUGUCUUCCCCAUGCAACAGUCACUCUAUACAACUACUCUAUUGAAGCUCCAAUAAUAAAAAUGAUUUUUCAGGCUUUUUAGUCACAAAUUCUUCGUGUUUCUCAUCGAUUUAAAACUGCUCGUUUUUUUUUCUUGGGAUGUUAACAUACUUUUGCCGUUCAGUGUAUAUUUAUAUUAAUGUCUAUAUUAUUUGCCUUAUAACUUUCAAUAAUAUCAAUAAUUACAUUAUUGAAUUCAAUAAGGAAUUCACUUAUUUCUUUUCAGUACUUUCAUAGCUAUUCUUGGAUCUAUAUUUGUGUACGUGUGUUUUCUUUUCUGGUUUAUGUGUAUUUUCAUACAUUUAUUGUGUUUUUUUUUGGAGGGGAAGGGGUAAGUUGGUGUUGGUUGAUUGAAAAUUUAUUCAUUCUGUUAUAA